CGUUGAUUCUCAACAAAGCAGAUUACCCCGGAUUGGUGAUGGUGUUGGAUCAAUACGACAGUUUGGUGCCAGGAGUGUUCGUCUCUCGUCAGUACAUCAUGACCAACGCCGAUGAGCUCACCUCUAGUGCUAAAAAGUUGGUAACGAUCCAUGGCGUACCCACCCCUUUUCCGGCCGUCAGAGACUGGUCCGGUCCCAACGAUUGGAUCGAAGUUCUGAAAAUAUGCUACAAAAAGUUCGACGGCCCGUACCAAACUCUGACCCCGUCCGACUACCACGAUUUCACCACCAACGUCACCGGCACCGUCGUCUACUACACCGGCAACGGCACGCUGUUCGGACACACGACGGACGUGCUGGCCGCGGAAAACUGUCCGCAGUUGUACACUGACCAGUUCGGAGACGCGAACAUGUUCAACACAGACGGAACCAACGAAUGCGCCGACAACAGCGCCACCGAUUGUUCCUACGACAACGAUCCCGUUUACUCCAUUGUUCCUGCCUUGCUGGUCAACGGAGUGCUGGUGGCGUUCGUCAACUGGAUCGAAUGCGACAGCGCCACUGGCCUCUACAAUGGCCUCACAGAAUUCUUCCCGGUGCAAUACUGGAGGGAUUUCGUUCUGUCCAAGGUGCCUGAUGCUAUCCCUUAA
This is a messenger RNA of Neocloeon triangulifer, 650 nucleotides long. RefSeq lists its product as uncharacterized. Bases 39 to 650 code for a protein of 203 amino acids. Lineage: Eukaryota; Metazoa; Arthropoda; Insecta; Ephemeroptera; Baetidae. The record is from RefSeq and is a predicted model, not a curated record. The transcript is spliced from 5 exons.